Molecule: messenger RNA, 941 nt
Organism: Homalodisca vitripennis (glassy-winged sharpshooter)
Lineage: Eukaryota; Metazoa; Arthropoda; Insecta; Hemiptera; Cicadellidae
Product: cylicin-1-like
Exons: 3
Coding region: 105-875 (256 amino acids)
Source: RefSeq, a predicted model, not a curated record
CAAGAAAAUUCAACACGUUUUCUACAGCUAACACACCGUACACAAAUUACAUCAAUCAAGUCUUACACAAUUACAUCAUGUACUGAUCUCUUGGAGCCGCACGCAUGUCAAAUUGUAAGUGCCGCCAAUGCGAUGUACUCACCACGGGGGGAAGAUCCGGCUAUUAUUCAGAGUUCUGUAUAUCUAACUACUGUUUUGGAGUCUAUGCUGGUAGACAGAAAAAGAAUUCAUUUUGGAACUAUUUGCUGUGGGUUUUUAUAUUAAUCCUGCUGCUUAUAAUUGCUUAUGUGCUACUUGCGAGGUUCGCCCCAGAAGUAGCAGAAUCGAUACGGAAGAAGUUAAAAGAAAUAUGGCAAAAGCUAACAGGAGGAAGAUCCACCGGAAGUGAUAAAAACAGAGAUUCAAAGAGUGCCAAUCGUAGAGGUUCGAAGCAAAGUCGUAAAGAUAAAAGCCGUGAUCAGGAUUCUGAUGAUGAGGAGGGAAGCCAGAAGGCUAGUAAUACAGACGAAGAUGACCAAGGAAGUAAGAAGAAAGAUUCUAAAAAAAGAAAAGGAGAAACAUCCAAUAGGAAGGAUAACAAGAAAACUCAACAGUCAGAUGAAUCGAAAAGUAAAAAAGAAAGCAAUUCUACAGAUGAGGACAACGAAGACAGAAAAAAAGAAUCCCCCAAUAAAAGAAAAGAUAAAAAGCCCAAUACAAAAGAGAAAAAGAAAGCCCCAAAGUCUGAUGAGCGGUCUAAAGAUAACAUAUCUGUAGCUUCUCGCGCUUCCCUUGGUCGUCGUUCUUCGUCAAGGUCAUAUCGACAAACCAAUGUGGAACGGAGGCCAUCUACUACCAGCCAAAAAUCAAGAGAAAGGGCCAGAAAUUAUGGCUGAUAUUAUGAUAUAAAAUUUAAAAAUAAAGAUUAUUUUGAAUUAAUAUGAUUUACGAAUUUACCGAUA